This is a messenger RNA of Xenopus tropicalis (tropical clawed frog), 3597 nucleotides long. RefSeq names its product solute carrier family 25 member 30 (gene slc25a30). The record is from RefSeq and is a predicted model, not a curated record. Gene Ontology annotation, biological process: transmembrane transport. Gene Ontology annotation, cellular component: mitochondrial inner membrane. Bases 240 to 1115 code for a protein of 291 amino acids. The transcript has 11 exons. Lineage: Eukaryota; Metazoa; Chordata; Amphibia; Anura; Pipidae.
AGACUGGGAGGUACUAUCACAGCCAUGGGAGGUCAGACAGUAGGAGGGGAAUCCUCAGUGGGUCACCUAAUUCUUCGGUGGCACUCCUUCGUCACUUCUUUGUUGCUUGAGCCUUCUGUUUGAAACUGCUCCUCUUCUCAAAGGUCCUGCUCUGCCAGUUCUUUGAUCUUAUUCCUUUACCAAAAGAUGGCCUAAAGUAAUUUCAGCAACAGGGCAAAAUAGAGACGUCUAGGGGGAAUAUGACUGCUCUUAACUGGAAGCCCUUUAUAUAUGGGGGGCUAGCCUCUAUCACUGCUGAAUGUGGUACAUUCCCCAUAGACUUGACCAAAACUCGUCUCCAGGUACAGGGUCAAGCUAAUGAUGCCAAAUAUAAGGAAAUCCGAUAUAGGGGAAUGCUGCAUGCAAUUGUGAGGAUAUGGAAGGAAGAAGGCGUGAAAGCACUUUAUUCUGGAAUAGCACCUGCAAUGUUACGGCAGGCGUCGUAUGGCACCAUUAAAAUUGGCACUUACCAGAGCUUGAAAAGAUUGUUUGUUGAUUGCCCAGAAGAUGAAACGUUAGUCAUCAAUGUAUUCUGUGGUGUACUGUCAGGGGUGGUUUCUUCCUGCAUUGCCAAUCCUACAGAUGUUUUAAAGAUAAGAAUGCAGGCUCAAGGCAGUUUAAUCCAAGGAGGAAUGAUUGGAAACUUCAUCAAUAUUUACCAGCAGGAAGGGACCAGAGGACUGUGGAAGGGGGUAUCUCUCACUGCCCAGAGAGCAGCUAUUGUGGUUGGUGUGGAAUUACCUGUAUAUGAUAUCACCAAGAAGCAUCUGAUACUUUCAGGACUUAUGGGAGACACAGUCUACACUCACUUUUUAGCCAGCUUUACUUGCGGAUUGGCUGGAGCUUUGGCAUCAAAUCCUGUUGAUGUUGUGAGAACUAGAAUGAUGAACCAAAGGUCAAUACGCAAUGUGUCAAAUUCAAGUUACAAGGGCACUCUGGAUUGUUUAUUGCAGACUUGGAAGAAUGAAGGAUUUUUUGCGUUGUAUAAGGGAUUUUGGCCUAACUGGUUGAGACUGGGUCCUUGGAACAUCAUUUUCUUCAUAACAUAUGAACAGCUGAAGAAACUGAACCUGUGAUGACGGGAGAUUUGGUUCUAGCUGAGCAAUUUUGAAAGUUCAGAAUCCUACUUUGUUCAACUACUGGACUUCUCCACUAUGACUUGAAAUGUUCAUUACAGUACUGUAAUGUACCUGUUGCCGAAAGCCUGAGUGUAACAUGUCAGGGCGCCCCAUGAUACUGAUACAGUGUUUUUAGGAAUGUCACUUUGAUUUGGAAAAGUUGCAUCCAUAGAUUACACCCUCAAGAUGUUACGAAGCGGAACUCGUAAUGGGAAUCCACCUACAGAGUGACAAGAAAACCUUUAAUGGUCUGUAUUUAUCCAUAGAAAUAUCAUUUUUACCCAACAGUUGGCCAAAAAUAUGUAAGUCUCUGGAAUUUGUGUAUUUGGGAGUAAAAUGAAUCAAGCAAGAUUUACGUUAAAACUGUGGCUUUCGACUGGUUAGGUGUCUGUUACACCCUCUUUGGCUUGAACUUUGUUAUGUGGUCUGUUACACCUUCCUUCCUGAAACAUAUUCAUAUUCAGCAAUUUUUAGAUUUUUUUUUAUAAAAGUAUAAAUCUAAUUUCAAAACCAAAAUUAUAUAUUUAUAUAGAAAACCUAUAUAUAUGUGCUUGAGUCAUACUUAAAUUUCCCAGGCCCCACUAGAAGGGAUUUGUUGCACAUUUACACACUGUAAUGUGUAAGCCAAUUUUUUUUGUUUUGCCUUUUUGUAUGAAGACAGACUCCAAAAGACAAUUAUGUGUGCAAUAACCACAACACUCUCAGAAUUUUGUUCCAAAAAAAGAAAAAAUUCAGAAACAAGGCACCUUCCAAACACAAAAACCAACCGAUGGGCACCAUACGUCGCUUAGUAUUAUAAUGAAAAAAAGUUAAUUUUUUUGAGUUUUUGUUUUAAUGCCAUAGAACGCCCACCAAAGUUAGAGUGCUACUGACAGAAGUCCUUUUACUUCAAUGUUUUUUUUAGUACAUUCCACGUACACAUAUGUACACAUAUUUAUUGAAAAAUGCCAUUGCUGGUAAAAUGCUCUAAUGCAUAGUUUUUAUGUUUAUGUGCACAAGACACUUUUGCGUUUUUCUGCCACUUUUCUUGGUAUUUUGAGCAGCUCUGUGUGCUUUCUGGUGUGUGAAAUUCGUAAUGUUUUAGUUCAACUCUGUAAAGCUGAAGGUUUUCCAACUUGCCCAUUUUCUAUUUCAUUUGCAGUGGCAUGUGACAGGAUACCGACAAAGCUUCUAUCACUUUCGUUUUCUAAGCAACAUGAGUUAAAUCAGAGCACAGCCACAACGCAGAAAUGUUAAUAGUUUUUAAUUUUUAGUGCCCUUUUAUUAAGUAAAACUUAAAUAAACAUCAGCCCUUUAUUAGUAUCAAUAGCGGUCCAAAUGAUAAAAAUCUGUUACAAGCAUGCAUCAAUUGGUCAUAGCUUGUAGGUCAAAAUCUGAUGUGCGCACACAUGCAUAUUAAAGACUCGUAUGCAUAUAAAAAGUUUCAGGUUCAAAAUUGUCAAGUUAACUAAAUUCCAUGUAGCUAGCUAUGCUGUGCAUUAUUUUGUGUUUGAAAGGGCAGCAAAAAAUUGGCAGAAUUGCUGUGUCAAGGCUUUAAAACUGGGCAUACACAAAGAUCUGCUCAUUUGGUUGCAUAACAAGCAGAUGCUUGCCACUAUUCAACCAGCCAUGCAGAUGCUUGCCACUAUUGAACCAGCCAUGCUCUGGGCCAAUCCAGGCUGAUCAAAGUGUCUGACCCCUCCCUCAUGAUUGGAUCAUUAUGCAGGCCUGUCAGAAGCUAAUGCUGUCUCCUAACCUGCCAGAUAUGUGUCUGCAGGCCCCAACCACAGGCUCUUAAGUUGCUAACUUGGUCAAGAAAUGCCAAAUCAGCAUCUUAUAUCAGCCCAUUGAUAACCAUAAAUAAAUUGCAUUUACAUUCCUUCAGAACAAAAGAUACAUUGUUCCUGUGAGAGAGGACCUCUCAUAGCUGGCCUCUAAAACCCUACUUUCAGUUGGCAAUUCCCCAAGAACUGGUUAAAAUGAGUCCAUUGCAUCAUGCUAUGGCAAAAAAAGCCCAGCUUGUCACUUGCAUACAAGGUUUGAUACAAUGGCUACACUAAGGGAAAGCUAAAACUUUAUUAAAUACAUUAUAACAUUUGAAGCCCUAGGAGAAUGAUAGGGAAUGUGAGGAGUCCCACUGAUCUUUACUAGUGAAGGGUUCCAAUCAGGCUUUGGUAACUGCUACCAAUGGGUUUUGAUUACAGUUUAGAUUCAUCAAUGUCUUACAACAGGUUGACUGUGGAAGCUUGUUUGCAGAGUUACAUUUCAUCCCCAGAAUCCUUGUGCCUAAAAUGCUUAGAAAGCUGUGUAAAUACUUGUAUAAUAGUUGUUGUUAUUACUAGUUUCUGUAUUUAUUGUACAUUUUCUAUAAAGUGUGAUGUUGCAUUUGCUAGUUUUCCUUGUGCUUUGUGGUUGUUUCUAUCAUAACCAAAGAGGCUGCUAAUAAAAUACAGAAUGUAUA